Molecule: messenger RNA, 1725 nt
Organism: Paracoccidioides brasiliensis Pb18
Exons: 3
Coding region: 1-1725 (574 amino acids)
Source: RefSeq, a predicted model, not a curated record
AUGCCUGUCUCACAUCUGACACUCACCGUCUCACAUCUUCCGACGUCCACCUCCUUUUUCCUCUCUUGUCUGCAGCCACUUGGAUACCGGUUUAUCGGUCGCCACGAUAAUAACGUUGGCUUUGGUUCGGUACCUGGAGAACCUGCAGACUUUUGGAUCGCAGAAGAGAGACCAGGGGUCCCUGCUGGAGCUGCCCACGUUGCCUUCCCCGCACCAUCUCGAGAUGCCGUUGGCCAAUUUUUCAUUGCUGCGCUCAAAGCCGGUGGGAAGAUUCAUGGAGAGCCGACCCUACGUGACGCAGAGCAGAGCUAUUAUAGCGCUGCAGUGAUUGAUUUCGAUGGGAACAGCAUUGAGGCUGUCCACCGUCCCAGUAUUUCAGGGUCAGGGAAGCCGUCUGGCGAUAGGGCAUUGACGAUUAUCAAAAAUGGAUCUGAGGUCUCCAUGGCCUCGUCUGUGAAGACUGAGAGUGUUAUGCGCCAAAAGUCAGAGAUUGGAACCUAUUUUAGCAAAGCAAAGACCUCCGUUUCCAAACCCACAGCCGCAAGCGCAUCCCCCCAAACCAAAGGACCGGCCUCAAUCCAGCUUCAACCACAACCUACAGCUCUGCCAAAGGAUUCGACAAAUAGCGCUAAAACCGUCGUCGGGACUCUUCUAGGAGCUGCAGCUGGAGCAGCAAUCGCAUAUUCUAUUUUCAAGAAUGAGACCUUGGAACCAGCACCAUCACAACCCCAAGCAAUUGAAGCAGGACCUGCCCGAAGUAUGACCGUUGGCAGUCAUGAAAACGAAUACGCUGAAUAUGUUCGAACGAUGCUAUCUAAGAACCCACGAGCAAGUACUAUCAUGGAAGGCCUAGAUAAUUGCACGCGCAUCUGGGGCCAAGCCCAAAGUGUGCGAGGGGAUUCUCAGUUUGAAUUCGAAACAGGUCGCCGCGCAUCCAGCGCGAGUGUGUACGGCAGCAUGCAAGAAAUGGACGUUCCCGUCCGCGCCAUCGAAGCCCUUGCCAUCGGAGAAGGCUCCGAAUGCUCCUACGCAUACACUCACCACCAACCAAGCACGCUCAUCAGCAGCUUCAAAGAGCGUUCCCGUCACUGUAAUAACAACGGUAGCACCACAUACAGCUCCUCAACCUUGAAACCAUCCUCCAAAACCCACUCCCUCCAUUCCAAUCACUCCCAUCACUCCAACCACUCCCACCCCUCCCGCUCCGUCAUAACCGUUAAGGACAUCCACACAUCUUCCAAAUCCUCCACGCCAACCGCAUCUUUCUUCUCAUCCACCCACUCCGCCCGCAACAUCCCCCUACCCUCCGGCUCAAUCACCACCAUCUCCACCUCCAGUCGCCGCCACCACCACAAAGACCACCACAGCAGCCACAGCAGCAGCAGUUCCCCACCCAAAGACUCCUCCACAUCCCCGACCCGCAGCCACUCAAGCAGCAAACAUCCACACGCGCACACGUACGGCAGUUGCGCAAACUCACCCCGCAACAUGCCGCUCCCGGACUCCGUCGCGGGCGCCAGCACGAUAUUCCUUGACGUUGUCAAUGUAGAUGCCCAAGUGACUCUUGUGGCGGGGAGUCGGGCGUCGACUUCGCGGCGAUCAACGAGAUCGCGGUCCAGCGGGCGGUCGUCGAAGAGGUCGAGUAAGUUUGAUGAGCCGGUGCGGCCGAGUGAUAGUGUUAGUCAGGUGUCCACGAAUGUGUCGAAGAGGAGCAGCCGGAGGUGA